Molecule: messenger RNA, 2718 nt
Organism: Musca domestica (house fly)
Lineage: Eukaryota; Metazoa; Arthropoda; Insecta; Diptera; Muscidae
Product: alpha-(1,3)-fucosyltransferase B
Exons: 4
Coding region: 239-1579 (446 amino acids)
Cellular component (GO): membrane
Molecular function (GO): alpha-(1->3)-fucosyltransferase activity
Source: RefSeq, a predicted model, not a curated record
AUUGAUAAGUGAAACAACGUCAAUGCUGAUAAACAUUAAAUACAAAUAAACAAAGUCGACUCAAAUCCAGCAACACUGAAGAAGUGGUUAAUUAAUCGCUAGAAAGACUAAAGAGGGAACUAAAAUUAACUGUCAAUGAUGUAGCAUUUUGUUUUAAAAGCUUGUAUCGUGACAAAAAUACGGGCCAAUCAGAGAAAAAUACGACUGCACAUAUACACAUAUCUUGCGUUCCAGGAAAAUGAUCCAUUUGCAUUUCAGUAGAUGGAGGAAACUGUUAAUUGCUUUGGCUAUUAUUGGCUUUCUUUUUGCCGUAUGCCAAAUCCUUCCAUCCGAAAACAAUGGGAAGCCCCAUUUGGAGACGUUGGAGUCUGCAAGUGAUGUUCCGCUGAUAAUAUGGUGGACACCAUUGGUGGAAGGUGGUUAUGAAUCGAGGAGAAUUUGUGACCUAAGUAACAUUUGCAGAUUUACAACAAAAAGGGACAAAUUGGGCGAUGCUGGCGCAAUUUUAUUUUAUGGAUCAAACGUUAAAACUGAUGAUUUCCCUCUACCACGCCUGCCUCAUCACAUAUGGGCUUUGAUACACGAGGAAUCGCCAAGAAAUGUACCAUUUAUGCCAUAUAAUGAUUGGCUACAGCAUUUCAAUUUUACAUCAACAUUCAGUCGAAAUAGUAAUGUGCCAUUGACAACUUAUUAUUUGACUAAUGUUGAAAACUUGACCUGUCCCACCUAUACAAUACCAAUAGGAGAAAAAUCACGUUACAAAGAUCAUGCUUUAGUUCUAUUCAUUCAGUCUGACUGUGAUACAAUGUCUGGGCGUGAUGACUACGUGAAGGAAUUGAUGAAUUACAUUAAAGUUGACUCAUUUGGAACCUGUUUAAAAAAUCGAAAUUUGCCAGACAGAUUGCAGAAAUUACAGCACGACUAUUUAAACAACCUAUAUGCGCCGGAACUGUUAAAAUUCAUAGGUCGCUAUAAAUUUGUAAUAUCGUAUGAAAAUGGAGUUUGUGAGGAUUACAUAACAGAAAAAUUUUGGAGGCCUCUCAUAGCGGGAUCAAUACCUAUUUAUUACGGAUCACCUUCUAUAAAAGAUUGGUCACCGAAUGAAAAGUCGUUUAUAGAUGUAAGAGAUUUCAAAAGUCCUGAAUCCCUAGCAAUGUAUCUUAAGGAAUUAGAUGCCGACGAUCGAGCUUAUAAUUCAUAUUUAAACCAUAAAUACAACAUGCUGCAGCCUAUUACUAAUAAACGUCUUCUAAAUGAUCUCAACAUGCGAAAGACUGCAAUGCAUAACGGUGAUUUGUUUCAAAGUUUUGAAUGUGCCGUUUGCUCACAUGUGCAUGACUUAAAGAAAAGAAAGAGCGAGAGUCUUAUGGCAUCUGAAAGACAUUAUCAAUGUGCUCACGACCCAGUCUAUCCAUCAAUGUAUGCAAAGGUAUCAAAUUAUGAUGAUUGGUACUCCAUUAUGAACAUUGGUAAAUGUAAAGCACGCAUUUUGGAUACAUUGUUUAGAAGGAAUAAGAACUAUACGAACGAAGAUUUCACAAACAUAUUAAAUAAAGAAUUAUCAUUAGGCAAAUGCUAAGUAAACUCCGUAGACGGACAACAAAAAAUAUCACAGAUAAAAAAUAUGGUCACUAGAAAUAAGUAAAGGUAUAAUUUUGUAUAAAUUUAUUUUAAAAUAUGACAACGAUUUACAAGGUGAUACAGUAAACAGACAUGAGAAUUUACCAACUUAAAAGUUGAUGCCAGUUUUUCUUAAGAUUAUACGUAGAGAGCUUGGCAUCAUGACAUCGCAUAUUUGGAGACGUAUCACAAAGGGAUAUCAGAGCCGACUAGAAUCCUCCCUUAGUUUUCCCUUAUAAUAUGACUUCAAUAUACCACUACAUGAUGUCAAGCUGCUCAUGUGUCAUUUUACAAAAAGGCAGGCAAUUACUUAAGGCAGAAAAUAAUCGUCUACAUGUUCUUACAUCAACUCGGUCUUUAUUGUAUUACAAAUAAACAAGUAAUGCGGAGGAUAUGUAGUUGUCAUCAUGAAAUCAAGGUAGGACACUGAUUUAUUUUAAUUUUUUUUAUUUGUCUGGCUAAACAUGCCAAAUUAAUUGUGCAUGUUCUUAUCCAUGGCCCAUUAUAAGGUCGACAAGCAAGCCCAGCUGAUACCUACAUUUGAUGUUAACAUAAUUUGAAUUCGCCAGACAACUUCAAUAGGUGUCAAAUUACUAAUGAUAAUAUUUACUUUCGAUUGUGUUUUCAAUUAUUUUAAAGUAUUCUGUAUGUAGUAUAUAAACGGUGACCAUGGUAGAAUCAAGGAGGUGGAGUCAAACAAUCAUAUGUCUACAUUUUUUUUCAAAAAUUAUUCAUUUGACAUCACAAUGUCGAAAUUUGUAUUUAUAAAUCCAUUGUAUAUACACAAAUCAGAGAUGGAAACCUGUUUUUAUGUAGUUAAAUUUGAUAAGGUAUAUUACAGAAAAUGCAGAGAUGGAUAUGCUUAUUUGAAAUGACUUUACCUUCUUAAUUUUACCAUGACUUUGACAUAUAACAAUUUCAAAUGAGAAAGAGCUAAUCGCCGUCGGUAAUGGACAAGAAUCACUCAAAAAAUCUCUCUAGCAGGAUAUAAACAAAUUUAUCUUAAAUAUUGUAUCAAUGCAUCAACCCCAGUGUACAAUAUUUUGAUAAAUAUUGUCCGCGGAAGAAUAAAUUUUACUAUUUUCUAACUAGACAAAA